Fusarium redolens is the source of this 1197-nucleotide messenger RNA. RefSeq lists its product as uncharacterized. The transcript is spliced from 2 exons. The record is from RefSeq and is a predicted model, not a curated record. NCBI's taxonomy places the organism in Eukaryota, Fungi, Ascomycota, Sordariomycetes, Hypocreales, Nectriaceae. The annotation marks the transcript as partial.
AAAAUGACAAAACUGUAUUUCGACGCUAUAACAUCAGAACAUGCAUACAACUCAUACAUUCAAUCCGACUCAUCAAAGAACCUUUCCCUUUCCUUCUCCUGCCUCCAAACCCGCGCCAGCAAUUGGGGCCGCGAACAACUCUUUACAUGCCGUGUCAUCGUCUCGCCAACACAGCACGCUCUCCUCCCCGCAUACAAAAAUAAACACAUCGCGAUUGACCACAAUAUCUCAGAUGAAGCCAAGAGGCAAAUAGAUAACUUCCUCCAUGGACCAGACCCCGAACUCGUGGGCCAAAGCGAACAUUACCUAGCCCACAAGUACGGCGUAGCUCUGGGACAAGUCUGGGCUGCGUUGGCAGCUGUCAAAAAACGCCGGUCGAGCUUGACUAACGUGGAUGUUAGCCAAGGCGCUGUACCAACAAGUAACGAAGGUACUCCCGAAAGUAAAAGAGUGAGGCGGAAUACAGACUACAAGGAAUUCGUCCAUUCAGGUACUUGCCAAAUCAGCUCCAGCAGUCCUACCAGUAAAUUACCCGGCUCUACGCCCGACUCAUCUGUCGGCUACGUCGACCAAGUACCAACUGAAGACCUUCCCCUCGAGGACAACACCGUGAGGCUCAUCUCCUGCGUCAUGCGACACAUUCUAUACUAUACGCAACUACCUGGGUUGACACCUGUAGUUGAGUUCCGGGAUACACGGCAGCGUCUGGGUCUGGAAAUUCCGGAUUUGGGCGGCCAUAUCGUCUCUGUUGAUGAUGGCGGAUUGUGUCUGAAGAUGGACGAGGAAAAGGACCGGUUUGUGGUGGUGAGGAAUAUGGUUGCGCUGCUCGAGGCGAAGAGAAGUCUCAAGGUUGUUGAGGGAAAGCCGGUGAUUUCGGAUGAGUGCUUGGCGCAGAUGACAUGUGAAGCUAUCUUGGCAAGAGCAACUGAUCCACUGGACGAGUUUCAGGACGAAAGUGUGACUAUCAUAAACGCUACACAGAACUAUGUCUGCUUUCUACAAUUCGAUGUGAAGAAUGAGUAUAUAGACGAGUUGAGAUUUGGGGUUACGCCGUCUCAGUCACUGAUGGUCACAGCGACACAGUGGUUUGACCUCAGUACGAAGACGGGCAGGGAAUGUGUUUUGAAGAAUAUUUGUGGGUUGAUGGCGUUGGCGAAGGAGCAAUUCGCUUUGGAAAUUGACGGUGUGGCAGAAUGA